AUGCUGGUCCUGGCCUUAGCUAUACGUUCCUUGAGAUCCAAGAAAUCAAAAUUUCAACUUCCUCCGGGCCCAAAGGGAUGGCCGAUCAUAGGAAACUUGUUCCAAAUGAUCAUGAACCGGCCGGCUCAUCAGUGGAUCCACCGCGUCAUGGAAGCUAUGGAAACGGAGAUAGCUUGCUUCCGUUUUGCCAGCGUCCAUGUCAUCAUCGUAACCUCAAGCGAGAUUGCCCGAGAAGUGCUUAGGGAAAAGGACAAGGCUCUCGCAGACAGAGCCGAGGCAUACUCGAUCAAACUCAUAAGUCAUGGCUACAACGGCGUUAGUUUCUCUCCUUACGGUGAGCGGUGGAAGUUAGCGAAGAAAGUGAUGGUCACUAAACUCAUGUCUUCUUCAACUCUUAACAAAACUCUCGGUGAUAGAAACGUAGAAGCUGAUAACAUUGUCACGUAUGUUUACAAUAUAAUAUGCCAAUCAGGGUCUUUGACGAAGCUGGUUAACGUGAGGGAUGUUGCGUUAACAUACAGCCACGCCGUGAUGAUGAGGAUGCUGUUUGGCCAGAGAUAUUUUGAUAAACCGGCUAAGGAUGGUGGUCUCGGGCCGAAAGAAAAAGAGCACAUGGACGCAAUAUAUCGAGCUCUUGAUUGUUUAUUCGGCUUCAGUGUAGCAGAUUAUCUCCCUUUUCUUAGAGGAUGGAACGUCGAAGGUGAGGAGAAGGAAGUAAGAGAAGCGGUUGAUAUUAUCAACAGGUGCAACGACCCGAUAAUCCGUGAGAGAAUGCAUUUGUGGAGGGAGAAAGGUGGAAAAGAGACGGAAGAAGAUUGGCUCGAUAUUAUAAUCACGCAAAAAGAUGAUCAAGGAAUGUAUUUAUUCACAUUUGAGGAGAUUAGGGCUCAAUGCAAGGAUGUGAAUGUUGCAACCAUCGACAAUACAAUGAAUACUGUGGAGUGGACGAUAGGGGAGAUGUUGAAUCAUCAAGAGAUUCUUGAGAAAGCUACAAAAGAAUUGAACACUGUAGUUGGCAAAGACAGACUUGUCCAGGAAUCAGACAUACCACAACUUAACUACAUCAAAGCUUGUUGCAGAGAAUCUUUCCGGCUUCACCCACCUAAUGCUUUUAUGCCUCCUCAUGGAGCCCGAGAAGAUACUACUCUUGCUGGUUAUUUUGUCCCCAAAGGUAGUCAAAUUCUUGUGAGCCGUCCAGGACUUGGUCGGAACCCUAAGACAUGGGAGAAACCUGACGCGUUUAUGCCAGAGCGACACCUUGAUCAUUCUAGGGACACAGUGGAUGUGACUCUGAUGGAACCCGACAUGGGUUUCGUGGUAUUCGGCACCGGUCGGCGUGGCUGCGCAGGUCCUAAGCUUGGAACAACAAUGAUCGUCAUGUUGUUAGCUAGGCUUCUCCAAGGGUUCGAAUGGACUCUGCCACCGGGUGCAAGCCAAGUCGAGCUCAUUGCCGCUAAUACCAACUUGUUCAUGGCCAAGCCUCUAUUUGCAUCUGCUAAGCCUAGGCUGGCUCCUGGUUUAUAUCCAAAACUCCAGGUUUAA
Eruca vesicaria subsp. sativa (arugula) is the source of this 1542-nucleotide messenger RNA. NCBI's taxonomy places the organism in Eukaryota, Viridiplantae, Streptophyta, Magnoliopsida, Brassicales, Brassicaceae. The record is from the annotation of a GenBank genome assembly.